Messenger RNA from Mugil cephalus (flathead mullet), 1433 nucleotides. RefSeq names its product uracil phosphoribosyltransferase (FUR1) homolog (S. cerevisiae) (gene uprt). The record is from RefSeq and is a predicted model, not a curated record. The transcript has 7 exons. The coding region runs from base 328 to 1119 and encodes 263 amino acids. Lineage: Eukaryota; Metazoa; Chordata; Actinopteri; Mugiliformes; Mugilidae.
CACGUCCCGUCUACGUCACCGUUGUCAGUGUCAAAGCUAGCGUGAGCGCCCACGAUUAAUGCUACGUUUCUGGAAUAUAACACUAGUUAAGUUGCUUUGAACACGACCGGGUCGAGUAUUUAUGCGUUUUUAUUAAUGCGAUCCUAAUGGUUGGUGUGUUUGUGUUGGUUGCCUAAAUCGACCAGAACAACACUUGAAGCUAAAAGAAGACCACGUUGUCUCUUUGCUUUGUGAGGCGGCGGGUCCCGUUAGUAAGUGGUGUCGCUCGGUCAAGUUGCGCUAGCUGGCUUUAGCUUUAGCUCAGGGACGUUUGGUCUCAUACUCAGGAUGCCAUGCCACAAGCAGCAGAUGAACAAUAUAAACAGUGGCCAGGAGCUCUCAAUGAAGCAGGUUCGGUUUGCAGACAGCAGCAGCAGCAACAACAACAACAACAACGUGCAACCUGCAGUCCUGUCCGACUCAGGACCAAGUGAUGUCCCCACACAACCUGUCAGCCAAGAAAACCUGGGUCCUCAGCUCAAACUGCUUCCCCUGAACGACCAGAUCCGAGAAUUACAGACAAUAAUCAGAGACAAGACAACCAGCAGAGGAGAUUUUGUGUUCUGUGCCGACCGACUGAUCAGACUAGUAGUUGAGGAGGGCUUGAAUCAGCUCCCCUACUCGGAGUGCACUGUCACCACACCCACAGGGUACAAGUAUGACGGUGUCAAGUUUGAAAGGGGCAACUGUGGAGUCAGCAUUAUGAGAAGUGGUGAGGCCAUGGAACAGGGUCUCCGGGACUGCUGCCGCUCCAUCCGCAUCGGGAAGAUCCUCAUCCAGAGCGAUGAGGAGACACAGAAAGCUAAGGUCUACUACGCCAAGUUCCCCCCAGACGUGUACAGAAGAAAAGUGCUGCUCAUGUACCCCAUUCUCAGUACAGGCAACACCGUGAUUGAGGCGGUGAAGGUGCUGAUAGAGCACGGAGUCCAGCCCAGACAUAUUAUCCUACUCAGCCUCUUCUCCACACCUCAUGGAGCCAAAUCGAUCAUCCAGGAGUUCCCAGAUAUCACCAUCUUGACCACAGAGGUCCACCCGGUGGCUCCAACACACUUUGGACAGAGGUACUUUGGCACCGACUAAACCCGAGGACAACCUGAGGAACAUGGUGUGCAUACUGUUAUGAGUAUACUUUGUCUUGUAUCUCAUGUUCUCCUUGUUGUGCCAAAUUCUGCUGCUUCUUCUCAAUUUACAAAGUUUCUAAAAAGAUACCAAAUCAUUAACCUGAUCCAUUGUAUUUAUUCUAUUUUUUUUUGUUUGUUUGUUUGUUUUGCUGUGUAUACCCGUGCUAUAGAAAGAGGACACUGAAACAUAUAAAGAGUUUAACUCGGAGCAUUUUAUUUUGCAUGUUACAACGACUGAUGGAUCAAUAAAGAAUUUAUAUUUGUUUACAGACA